AUGAACGGUGCCGCUUGUGGUGCUCUUCUUGCCGUUCUCUCUGGCAGUCCUCUCUAUGAGCUCACGCAGUCCAACACGAGUCUGGCGCUUUCUGGCCCGGCCUUUGUGAUUUCUCUGUGCUCGCUUGGCGGCUUCCUCUCUGUCCCUCGGCAAGCGGACGUGUUCUUUCGGGGCAGAUUGGUUGAUCGUCAACACACAGCGUCGCUCCUUGAGCUUCUGACGUUUACCUGGCCUAGCAAGAUAUUUCGCCUGGAGAAUGUGCGGUUGAUGGGGGUGAAAGACUUGCCUAUCGUUCAUCCUGACUUGAGAGCGCAGCAUCUUUGUCAACAUGGUCAGGUUACCAGCCGCAGCUCGCAGAGGCUGGUCGUUCGCUUGGCCAGGGCACAUACGCAUGCACUAUUCCUGCAAUGGGGUCUCGCAGCUUGCAAGUCUGUCGUCGUCAUGACACCUCACUUGAUCGUUCACCAUUUAUUGCAGCGGCUUAGUAGCGAGAGCGAACAGUCCACCGGCCACGGCGGUGUUGCCCUUGCGCUCCUUCUUGGGGCUUCCAAGAUGGCUGGAGUAGCGCUAGACUCGUGGCUGAGCUGGGUCACGUCCAGCAAGAUCCAGUUCCCGAUGCAGGCGACGCUCAACUCCAUGGUAUAUCGCAAGGCGUUGUGCCUGCCAAACGCCGCAGACGGGGCAGGACAGGGUUCAAAGACGUCGAUAUUUGCUCAGAUGAGGAGCAGAAGGUAA
Molecule: messenger RNA, 735 nt
Organism: Purpureocillium lilacinum
Lineage: Eukaryota; Fungi; Ascomycota; Sordariomycetes; Hypocreales; Ophiocordycipitaceae
Source: RefSeq, a predicted model, not a curated record